Molecule: messenger RNA, 1538 nt
Organism: Cryptomeria japonica (Japanese cedar)
Lineage: Eukaryota; Viridiplantae; Streptophyta; Pinopsida; Cupressales; Cupressaceae
Exons: 4
Coding region: 359-1357 (332 amino acids)
Source: RefSeq, a predicted model, not a curated record
ACCUAGUGGGAAUUGAAACACCCGAAUAGACCGCCAUUUACAGUGUGAUUUACAGAGGGAAAGAGUAGAAGCUAAGCAAGCAAGAUGCUUUGACACCAUGCAUUGUUCUGCUCACGUUGCAUACGAGGCAAUUUUUGAUUGCCCAUAUCUUCUAAUUAAUUGUUUUUCCAACUUUGUCGUAUGGUGUGAUCAUAACAAAGCAUUCCGAGGUAUAAAUGCAGGCGCGAAAUCCAUCCCAUCAGUCGCAUUCAUAAAGCAAAACUUGUAGGAGAAUGUUCCCCACCGAAGUCCAUAUCCGUUUAUAAAGCUUCUGUAACGAGCUGCAAUUGUAUCUGCUUGGAGGGUUCUGAGAGAAGUGAUGUGCAAAAUCAUGGAUCCAACAGAGAAGGGUGUGUGGUGGAAAGAUGAUGGGCAGUGGGUGCGGUACCCACCUGAAAUGGCUGCAAAAAUCGAGAGAGCCAAGAGGAAUGGCGAUACAAACGUUAUGGUGGGUCCUCUCAUAUCUUCUCGGUACCCAUCGGGAACGAAUUAUGCGAUUGAUCUGCUCACAAUGAAGCAAAAGAAUCUCACCACGGGCUUCUCCAGAGAUGUUAAGAUAAUCCCUGCAUCCUCUGCUCAGGAACAUGAGGAAUCCGAAGAAGAUGUUGAUGAUCCCGUGUCCCCAAUUCUUCGAAGAAUGGGGAAAGUUAUAAACAAUAAAGAAGAAGCAGGGAAGGAUGUUGUUCGUAUGGUGCCCUCCAUUACUGUAGACCUUCAGAAACUGAAUCCCCACUGCAUCGUCGAUGGUCAGUGCAAUCUGGUUUUAAAGCUUCCCAAGACUGUCGCGCAUUCGGAAAGGCUUAACUCCCUCACCAGAAAGACUCUGGCAUUGCUGCUGGAAAAGCUUACGGCGAGAGAUUUCAUUAAGAGCGUCAUUGCAAGCAAGUCGCAGGGUUUCAGCCAAUGUAAUCACGUCUGGAAGGUCCGUCAGUGUAAUUCGUACACAGUGGGGAGAGCAGAAAAUCCGGAAAUAUAUUCUUCGUUUCUGAACCACCUCUGCGCCUUAGCAGAGGAAGAUGAUGGGCUUGUAGACGCUCUGUUUAGGGUUGCAGAGAAGGGCAACACAGGAGCGGGCGACCGUGUUGAGUUUGUGUUCAAGGGUUCUUCUGUGGAUGAAGGGAGGAGUGUUUUUGAGCCUGCAGAGAGUGGUGUUGUUACUGGAUACACCAGGCUUCUGCCAUUGCCAAGCGAAGGUGGAAGGAAAGUCUCUGUCUAUCUUACAAUGUGUGAGUUUGUUCAAGGAACCCGCUACCUCAAUGUAGUGAAGGGUGCAUCUCUGUUUAUUGCUCAGCUUGUGCCGACUUUAACUGAAAUGUGAGAAACAGCUUUCUGAUUAGGGAUACCAUGUACAACCGUAUAUAACUAUAUGACUUCAUAAGAUUAUAGAAUUUUGGGUUUUGAAACAAUAUAAACUGCUGAGGAUGACCUCGUUUAUAUGUUAUAUGAAGUAUAUAUGUUCUGCCUUUAAUCGAAAGUAGAAAUAUUUGUUGCCUUGUUAA